Phytophthora sojae is the source of this 1548-nucleotide messenger RNA. RefSeq lists its product as hypothetical. The transcript is spliced from 3 exons. Gene Ontology annotation, molecular function: transmembrane transporter activity. NCBI's taxonomy places the organism in Eukaryota, Oomycota, Peronosporomycetes, Peronosporales, Peronosporaceae. The coding region runs from base 1 to 1548 and encodes 515 amino acids. Gene Ontology annotation, biological process: transmembrane transport. Gene Ontology annotation, cellular component: membrane. The record is from RefSeq and is a predicted model, not a curated record.
AUGAGCGCUCAAGUGGUCAUUUCGCUGUUGAUCCUCGCAUUUGUGGCGUGCGGUGUGCUUUAUGAUGCGCUGUUUAGUCCCCAAGGACGUCUGCUACACUCGCAAGCCUAUCGAUGGCGCCGACUUCAGAACUGGUUCCCUAUGGGCGUUGCCUACGCUGCCUUCUACAUGGCGAGAUACAACGUAGCUGCUGGGAAUGUCUCGGCGGUGCGCGAUAAACUUGGCUUUACCUCAUCGUACAUGGGCUGGGUGCUGUCGGCCGGCUCCUGGGCGUACGCCAUCAGCGGUCCCUUCACAGGCCAAAUCACGGAUCGCAUUGGAGGCAAGCGAGGCAUGCUCGUCGCGUGUAUCGGGGCUGCAAUUUGCAACCUUCUCCUCGGUGGUCUCUUCCUCUUGAAUUCACCCGGAGUCGUCCAGCAAAUACUCUUCGUCGUGCUUUAUGCGGCCAACGUGUUGGUUCAAGGGUUCGGCACCAGCGCCGUUGUGAAAAUCAACGCAGCGUGGUAUGCACCGAGCGAGCGCGGGAUGUUUGCUGGCGUGUUCAACAUUAUGUUGACAAGCGGGUACUUUUUGGCUCUGGGCACGGGAAGCAGUAUCAUUGGGACGUUGGGCUGGCCCUACGUCUUUGUUAUCCCGGGCGCAGUGCUCUUCGAAAUGGCGCUCGUGAUCUCACGCUACGCGAAGAACUCCCCGUCCGACACGCACAACCACACAACGAAGCAAUUAAUCCUUGUCGCUCCACAGCAACAGACACCGGAUACGCUGAAGAAUCCGGCCAAAGGCAUAUCAAAAGACACAUUAACGUCGUCCUCAACCCAAAGAGAAGACGAGGACGAAGACGAGAAGGUUCGACUUACGCCGAAGCAGCAGAUGAAGCAGCUCAUGCGGGACUACACAUUCCUGGGAUAUCUCGUAGCCGUAUUCUUCCUCUGCUGGGCUCGAGAUGGCUUCCUCAACUGGUUCCUUUCCUUCUUCGACGCUGUACGCGACGCCCCGCUCUCUUCAAGUGAUACGGCGAUCAUCGGUGGUGCGUGGACGGUAGGGGGUUUCGUGGGAGGAAUCCUCUGCGGCUGGCUGAGUGAUGUUAUUUUCCACUCCGACCGCGUCAUGCCCAUCUUCAUCUUCUCGCUGCUUCAAGCGCUCAUGCUCGGGGUCAUCUACUUCGUCAGCGCCACUUGCAGUGUCACGAUGCUCGGCGGCCUCAUCUUCCUGUCGAGCGUCUUUUUGCUAGGCAACUACACUCUCUUGAGCUACACCGUGCCGUCGGAUCUCCCUCGUGAUAUCGCAGCUGGCGCGUCUGGCAUCAUGACUGCGGUCGGCUAUUUCUCGACGGGAUUGUCCGGCGCCAUGAUGGGGGGCAUCAUCGACACCGCAGGCUACGGCGUGUGGGCGCUGUCGCUCAUGACUGCGUCCGUGCUGGCAGGCGUCUUCACCAAGCUGGGCUCCUACUUCUCGGCCAACAAGUCCAAGCACCAUGCAGUCAUCGCCCCGCUGCCUCCCAAAGUCGAGGAACGCAUGCCGCUCGCCCCCGACUCGUCCGACAACUAA